UUGUGACAUUCCAUUUUCUGGAAAGGCACGCUACUACGACAAAGUUAAGCAUUUCAACCAGAAAAAUUGUGAUUUUUGAAGAUAUUUCCACCCAAAAGAGACGUUUUCCUAUAGUUUUAGGCGUUUUGAUAUUAAUUUUGUGAAGAAUAAUAACGUGUUCGUCGAGAUGCUCCUAAGAAAACUACAAGCGGCAUAGAGUUCAUUCAUUAUAAGUCAAGAAUCCCAACACUAACUACAUAUUAUCAACCUACAAAUAAAUAACCACAAUGUAUCUAUAUAACCUUACACUUCAAAAGGCAACAGCCAUCACACAUGCCAUUCACGGGAACUUCUCUGGUCAAAAAAGCCAAGAAAUCGUAAUCUCUAGAGGCAAAAGCAUAGAAUUGCUCAGACCAGACCCAAAUACUGGUAAAAUGCAUACUUUGCUAACCAUUGAAAUUUUCGGAGUUGUAAGAUCACUGAUGGCAUUCAGGUUGACAGGAGGUACAAAGGACUAUGUUGUAGUAGGUUCUGACAGUGGCAGAAUUGUAAUUUUGGAGUAUCAGGCACAAAAAAAUUUGUUUGAGAAAGUCCAUCAAGAAACAUUCGGAAAAAGUGGCUGCAGAAGAAUCGUUCCCGGUCAGUAUUUAGCCACAGAUCCUAGAGGAAGAGCCGUCAUGAUUGGUGCCAUAGAAAAACAGAAACUGGUAUACAUUCUUAAUAGGGACGAGCAAGCUCGUUUAACAAUUUCCUCGCCCCUCGAGGCUCAUAAAAGCAAUACCUUGGUGUAUCACAUUGUGGGUGUAGAUGUUGGAUAUGAGAACCCCCUAUUUGCUUGCCUCGAAAUUGAUUAUGAAGAGUCGGAUAUUGAUCCCACUGGGGAGGCAGCUCAAAAAACUCAACAGACUCUAACUUUUUAUGAAUUGGACGUUGGAGUCAACCAUGUCGUAAGGAAAUAUUCAGAACCUCUUGAAGAACACGCAAACUUCUUAGUAACUGUUCCCGGAGGAGACGAUGGACCUUCAGGAGUGCUAAUUUGUUCAGAAAACUACCUCACAUACAAAAACCUCGGCGACCAGCACGAUAUCCGUUGUCCCAUCCCGCGAAGAAGGAACGACCUUGAUGACCCCGAACGUGGAAUGAUAUUUAUCUGUUCAGCAACGCAUAAGACAAAAUCCAUGUUCUUUUUUCUGGCACAGACCGAGCAAGGAGAUAUUUUUAAAAUUACUCUUGAGGUGGACAAUGGCAUGGUUACAGAAAUUAAGCUUAAAUACUUCGAUACAGUUCCUCCAGCUACUUCCAUGUGCGUCCUAAAAACAGGUUUUCUAUUCGUCGCUUCAGAAUUUGGAAAUCAUUAUUUGUACCAGAUCGCUCAUCUUGGUGACGACGACGACGAGCUCGAAUUUAGUUCUGCUAUGCCUCUAGAAGAGGGAGACACAUUCUUCUUUGCACCCAGGCAUUUACGAAAUUUGGUACUUGUAGACGAAAUUGAAAGCUUAUCGCCCAUUUUAUCCUCGAGAGUGGCCGAUUUGGCAGGCGAAGACACUCCGCAAUUGUACAUGCUUUGCGGUAGAGGCCCUAGAUCUUCUUUAAGGGUACUAAGACACGGUCUCGAAGUUUCCGAGAUGGCCGUUUCCGGCUUACCGGGUAACCCGAUCGCUGUGUGGACUGUAAAAAAGCGAAGUGACGAUGAGUUCGACGCAUUCAUUAUUGUAUCGUUCGCCAAUGCAACCCUAGUACUUUCCAUUGGUGAAACUGUCGAGGAAGUUCACGACAGUGGUUUCCAAGGCAUCACGCCAACCUUGGCUUGUCAUGCCUUAGCGGAUGACGCUUUGGUUCAAGUAUAUCCGGAUGGAAUACGUCAUAUUUGUGCAGAUAAACGUGUUAAUGAAUGGAAAGAUGGCAAGAAAGCUAUUGUAAAAUGCGCUGUUAACCAGAGACAAGUUGUCAUUGCUUUGGCUGGAGGAGAGCUGGUUUAUUUUGAGAUGGAUCCCACCGGAAGUUUGCAUGAGUAUAAGGAGCGUAAGCGGAUGAAUUCUGACGUGCUUUGUAUGGCAUUGGGCAGUGUAGCUCCCGGUGAACAACGCUCUUGGUUCCUAGCAGUAGGUUUGGCCGAUAGUACCGUCAGAAUUAUAUCUCUGGAUCCUGCGGAUUGUCUUGCUCCGCGUGCCAUGCAACCUUUACCAAGUUGUGCAGAAUCCCUUUGCGUUGUGGAAAUGGGAGGAGGAAGAGAAGGGGAUGGGCCUAGCGAUCAAGCUGGAAGCACCCUCUACUUGUAUAUCGGUCUGCAGAACGGUGCGCUGCUCAGAACGGUCUUAGAUCCCGUAACUGGGGAUUUAACCGAUACCAGAACAAGGUACUUGGGUUCUAGACCCGUAAAACUAUUCAAAAUUCGUAUGCAGAACUCCGAAGCUGUCUUGGCAAUGAGCAGCAGAUCCUGGCUUAGCUAUUACUACCAGAGUCGUUUCUAUUUAACACCACUUUCUUAUGAAAGUUUAGAAUAUGCGUCUGGCUUUAGCUCUGAACAGUGCCCGGAGGGCAUAGUAGCGAUCUCCACAAAUAAACUAAGGAUCUUGGCGUUAGAAAAGCUGGGGGCAGUGUUUAACCAAAUUUCGUUCCCUCUUGAGUACACACCAAGAAAAAUUACUGUUCAUCCUGACACAAACAAUUUAAUUAUCCUCGAGACUGAACACAAUGCUUAUACGGACGAAACUAAAAAGCAAAGGCGGCUUCAAAUGGCAGAGGAAAUGAAAGAGGCAGCAGGAGAAGAGGAGCAGGAGCUCGCGAGAGAAAUGGCCGAAGCUUUUCUUAGCGAAGACCUGCCGGAGAAUAUUUUCUCUGCACCUAAAGCCGGACACGGUAUGUGGGCUUCACAGAUUAAAAUUAUGGAUCCAAUAUCUGGUACCCUGCAUAAUAUUAUAAAGCUAGAACAGAAUGAGGCUGCAAUGUCGCUUACCUUAGCCAAGUUUCAUGGACAACCCGAGCACCAGUGGUUCUUAGUUAUCGGUAUUGCCAAAGAUUUUCAACAGAACCCUAGAGUGUGCACGCAAGGAUUCUUGGACACCUAUAAAAUUGACAUGAUGUGUAGGGAGCUGGAGUUGGUGCAUAGGACGCCAGUAGAUGAGGUUCCUAUGGCAUUGUGCGCUUACAAUGGCAGAUUACUGGCUGGAGUGGGUCGAAUGCUAAGGCUUUAUGACAUGGGAAAGAAAAAAUUGUUAAGGAAAUGUGAGAAUAAACAUAUCCCCAACGGAAUUAUUAACAUUCAGGCCAUGGGUAAGAGGAUUUUUGUGGCGGACAUUCAGGAGAGUGUGUUUAUGGUGCGGUAUAAGAGGGCGGAAAAUCAGCUAAUUAUCUUUGCUGAUGAUACUCACCCCCGAUGGAUUACUACUACUUGUAUCCUCGAUUACGAUUCGGUGGCCACAGCAGAUAAAUUUGGUAACAUUGCAAUUAUGAGGCUGCCUCCCAAUGUUACAGAUGAUGUAGAGGAAGACCCGACAGGCAAUAAAGCAUUAUGGGAUCGUGGCCUGUUAAAUGGAGCUUCACAGAAAGCGAAUACCAUUGCGACCUUCCAUGUCGGAGAAAUGGUCACUUGGUUGCAAAAAUGUACCCUUAUACCUGGUGGUAGCGAGUCGUUGCUUUACACCACCCUCUCUGGAACUGUGGGUGUUUUGGUGCCGUUCACCUCGCACGACGAUCACGACUUCUUCCAACAUUUAGAGAUGCACAUGCGUAGCGAGAAUCCCCCUUUGUGCGGCAGGGAUCAUUUGUCCUUUAGGAGUUACUAUUUCCCAGUGAAGAACGUUAUUGACGGUGAUAUGUGCGAACAGUAUAACUCUUUGGAGCCGGCCAAGCAGAAAAGUAUUGCGGGCGAUCUGGAUAAAACUUCUGCUGAGGUCUCGAAGAAGUUGGAAGAUAUUAGGACGCGAUAUGCGUUUUAAGAUAUUCUAUUGGUUAUUUUUUUUUAAGAUGUUUUGCUAUUAAGAUUAAACUGUUCGAUGGAA
Anthonomus grandis grandis is the source of this 3980-nucleotide messenger RNA. RefSeq names its product splicing factor 3B subunit 3 (gene Sf3b3). Gene Ontology annotation, biological process: mRNA splicing, via spliceosome; regulation of RNA splicing. Gene Ontology annotation, cellular component: nucleoplasm; U2 snRNP; nucleus. Bases 267 to 3917 code for a protein of 1216 amino acids. Gene Ontology annotation, molecular function: U2 snRNA binding; protein binding. NCBI's taxonomy places the organism in Eukaryota, Metazoa, Arthropoda, Insecta, Coleoptera, Curculionidae. The record is from RefSeq and is a predicted model, not a curated record. The transcript has 2 exons.